Molecule: messenger RNA, 2386 nt
Organism: Temnothorax curvispinosus
Lineage: Eukaryota; Metazoa; Arthropoda; Insecta; Hymenoptera; Formicidae
Gene: Es2
Product: splicing factor ESS-2 homolog
Exons: 3
Coding region: 225-1772 (515 amino acids)
Cellular component (GO): catalytic step 2 spliceosome
Source: RefSeq, a predicted model, not a curated record
AUCUCCAAGUGCAGGCAAGGCAAGUGCAGGACGUGCAGGUACAUACAUAGAAAAUAGAUAUAUCAUCAUAUGCCUGGCGCCUGGCCCCACCUGGCCCCGAGGUCGCGUUCAACGGAUUUGCGACAAAUGAUCAAAUAUUUCUUACCCUCGUUAAAUGUUGACGAGUAAGCUUGGGCUGAUAUUGAGCGAGAAUUCCGUUACAUAACCUCACGCGGGAAGAUUGUAUGCAGCGCGACUUGAUCGACAUGAAUUCCAUUACGGACAGUCCAGGCUCUAAAGCUCUCGAAGCCGCUAAAAAUAUCAAGGAUCUGGCUGUAUUCAAGAAGCCUGUCGGAUCUGUUAAGAGGAGCAGGAGUACCCGACCAAAGAUCUUAGACGAGGACACAUAUAUUGAAAAAAUGAGCGAAAUAAUACAAAAGGACUUCUUUCCGCACCUGGAAAAGCUACAAGCGCAAAAUCAGUAUCUAGACGCUUUAGAGCAGAACGAUAUGAAGAGAAUGCGAGAGCUGUACGCCAAGUAUAGCUCCGGUCGACCCGUCACUGAAAGGCCGGUCAGUCCGGCGACUUUCGAAACCCCGUUGCGCAAAACUGAGUCGGACGACGCGCCCGCGUCCGCGCCUGCACCCACGCCACACCCCUCUGAAGCAUCGUCUCGAGAAACCGUCGUCGAGUCUGUAAAGAGGAAUGAUAAAACCGGAAUCGAAAGUAAAACAGGCCUGGACGAUUAUUUGAGCACUCACACGAGCGAAGACAACGCUAGUUUCGAAGAGAUGAUGGUCGAGGCUGAAAAUAAACGUAAGCUCAAGUUCGCCUGGCUUUACGAGGCGGAGGACAAGUCGAAGGCGUGGCUCGCUAUCGGCGGACCCACCGCCGACCACCAUCGUCCAAGUGACGACGUCCCGGGCCCAGCUGUCCAAGACUCGAAUCGCAGACCUAAACAAGUGGACAGUUGGGCUUACAAGAAUAAAAAUUACAUUAUGUACAUUCCUGAUGGGGUGGAACUUACGGCGGAAGAGAAGAUAGAAUUGGCCAAGAAGAAACAAACUAUAAUGCACGAGAAUACGAGAUUGCGAGCGAACCCGUUUAACGAGCGACAAAACAAAGAGACGAUCGACGAGCUGGCCAAGUCGCAGUCUAGAGCUAACGACGGCAAGAUUGGCGUAGAUGGCAAAGAGGUUGUCAGAAACGCCACGCCACGAGUGAAUGGUUUUAGUUUUGUGGCGACGCCAAGUCCGAGACCGGGAGAGUGCGAGAGCCCGUUGAUGACGUGGGGUCAGAUCGAGGGGACACCCUUCCGAUUGGACGGUGGGGACACCCCGUUAUUGAGGACGAGUCAGGGACCUUCUUUCAGAAUAGCGGAACCGCCGAAAAGAGAGCAGCUGGCGUUGCAAUUGGCUGAGAAGGCUGGUGAGAGACACAGAGAUCGAAAGAACAAAGCCUUGGAAGCAGCUCGAAAAUCAUUAGCCACUCCGUCACCGAGAUCGACCAUAGACCGUCUGAGCACUAUGUCUCCCGCGGCAAGAAGAUUAGCGACUCAGAAACUCCGGAUAUCGAGUACGCCGUCCCCUCGGCGAACGCCAUCGGCCAGGACUCCGUCCGUGGGCAUCAAGACACCUAACGCGGCGCCACGCGCGAUCGACCCGGACGAUAAGGAAGCUACUUGUCAAAAGUCGGAAACUAAUGCCACGCGGAUACAAGGGCCCGUACUCACCGAUAACUUACUCAAUCUACCUCUGCAACGACAACGAGCAUCAGAUUUCUUUAACAAAUGAGAACUUUUGUAUCCUUUUGUAAAAUGUACAUAUGUAUAUAAUAGAAAGGUCACGUGAGAUAAUAGAGACGCGUUCCAAGUUCGAACGACAUACAUCAUAUCGAUAUAUAACGACACGUAUCGAACUUGUCUGUCUAUAUUAAUAUUAAGGAGGAUUAAGCAAUCCGUAUAUGUAUAUAUUUAUUGUAAAUGAUAUAAAUGAUUAAUUAUAGAGUUUUUAAUGUAAUAUAAUACGAUUAUUUAACGAGGCUCCUUUAAGUCGUAUCGAGUCUUAUCGAAUGAACGUUGCUAGUCCUGUUACGAGUUAUACGGACAAUUGUGUUAUGUCUACAAUUACUUUUUACCACAUUUGAUUUCAAAACUUCCUAUCUGAUUUCCUAUAUUUUUGUACAAAUUAUUAAUUGUAUCUUGUUUUUUUCUUUAAAUAGAUUAGUCGAAGGGAAAUGCAAAAUGUUCGGUUUCGAUAGGCUCUCUCUCUCGAAGUCUAACGACAUGGAUUCACAACUAUGGAUCAAUUUUCAAAAUAUCGUGUAUCAGAUGUGUGGAAAAUGAAAUAUGUAUUUUAUGAUACUGCACCUAGUUUUACAAAAUACAGUAGAUUUCUUUCUCUUCAGA